Molecule: messenger RNA, 3113 nt
Organism: Vanessa tameamea
Lineage: Eukaryota; Metazoa; Arthropoda; Insecta; Lepidoptera; Nymphalidae
Product: zinc finger protein 25-like
Exons: 5
Coding region: 148-1944 (598 amino acids)
Cellular component (GO): nucleus
Molecular function (GO): zinc ion binding
Source: RefSeq, a predicted model, not a curated record
CUUAAGCUUGUUGGGUUGGGAAGCUGUCGAAUAUUAAAAAACAAUAAAAUGUGUUGCGUCUGUUUUUAUUUCAAUUAUGUUAAAUUAAUGGCAUUAUAAGCAAUAGUGUGAAUGAAAAGUAUUAUUAAUGCUAAGUUGUGACAUAAUAUGGCCUUAAUUAAGAACAACGGUUCUAUAAUUGACCCCGCGUUGUGUAGAUGCUGCAGAGCUAUAAAGAAAUGCAGAAUCCUAACAUCAGAAUACACUUGGAUGGAGAAGAAGGAGAUUUAUGCAGAUAUGAUAAUGGAUUGCUUCGGUAUUCUCUUGUCUCAUGUCGACGACGAGGUGAAGGAUAGCGGCGUAUGUGCAACGUGUGUCGUGCGCUUGCGCGAUGCUUGUGCUUUCCGCCAACAAGUUUUGCAAUGCGAGGAAUUAUUCCUGAGUGCCAAACUGGAAGACAGAGAUGAGACAAAGAAGGACACGGAAAUCGAACUGAAAACCGAGCCAAAGGAUGAUUGCAGUGAACACAAUUCAUCGAACGAGGAGCACCAGGAGAUAAUUUCUUUAGAUUAUCCACCUGCAGUUGUAGAUGUUAAAUCACCGAAGAAAGAAGAAGAUGAAAAUAAACCAGACUUAGAACCUCAUAAUAAUAUAGCUAAAGAUAUGGACAUUGAAAUAGAUGAUAUGGACGAUGAUGACUACCACGACGACUACUCAGGAUCUUCAUCAGAUUCAGACAAGCCCAUAAAAAGGAAAUCUAAAAGCAAAAAAACGAAAGGCACCAAGAGUAAUGGUACCACGAAGAAAAAGGUACUGAAGGGUAAAGGGACCAAGAUAAAACAGAAAGCAGGUUCCUCGGUAGAAAAGAAAUCUAAGAUUAAAAAGCCUCCCGUAGAAAAGAAGAAUACGUACGAUCGUGAUCUUGAUUGUAUGUCUGAAGAGAACCUCCUCACAAUUAUUCAAUAUUCAUACGUAUGCCCAUUUAAGAAUAGAAGAAAUAAUUAUUAUUGUUUCUACUGUAAGGACUAUUAUCCAAAACCCGAAGACUUGAGAGAGCACACGGUAUCCCAUGACACAAAACCAUUCCAACUUCUGAUGGGUUACAAGAAAAUGCCGAAAUUAGACAUCACAAGAAUAGACUGCAGACUGUGUCCGAUGAAGAUAAACGAUUUGGAAACAUUCAAACAACACAUAGAUCAAGUUCACGACAAGAAAAUAUACUUCGAAGCGCCAGACAAGAUGCUGCUGUACCGAUUGACGUGGAACGAUCUAGUUUGUGUUAUGUGUAAUGAUGUGUUCGAAGAUUUCAAUACAUUAAACACACACAUGGUGGAGCAUUUCAGUAACUACACAUGUGACAUAUGCGGUGUUUGCUUCUUAGAGAAACCUCGCCUAGACGCUCAUCUGAAACGCCACAAAGACGACGAGAGACACACGUGCGAAGUGUGCGGUAAAGUUUUUAAAUCGAACCAUUACAAGGACAUGCAUGUCGAUAUAGUGCACAAAAAGAAAGCAAUAAUUCGGUGUCCGCGUUGUGACGAGUGUUUUAUGUCUUACGCGUUGAAAAACAAACAUCUGACCGAAGCGCACGGUCAGAAACGUACGUAUCCGUGUAAUUUAUGUGACAAAGUGUAUAAUAGGCAGAAGACGUUGACAGAACACCAGCGGAGGAAUCACCAGAAGGUUCUCAAGCAUCAAUGUGAGUAUUGCGAUCAGAGAUUCUAUUUACCAUCGCGUUUGAAGGAACACAUAGCGACUCAUACCGGCGAAAGGAACUUCAGGUGUGAGUACUGUGACAAAAGCUAUCCUCGCCUCAAAUCGUUACAAUAUCACAUACGAACGCACACGAACGAUAGACGUUAUCGGUGUCAUAUAUGUGGUCAAGCGUUCAUACAGAAUGCAAGUCUUAAAUCACAUAUAAAGAGUCAUCAUCCAGAAUGUGACAUAGAAGGAUGUUAUUUUUAGCAAUAUUAUAUAUCUAGUAGUUAAUUAUUGUAAUUUAAGAAAAGGAAAAUGUACAUCACUUUAUCAAUAUGUCCUAUCUGAAAAUUACCAAAUUGUAGGUGGCAAUUUGCAGGAUAUAGCUUCAAAAUAUAUUAACGAAACGUUAAGAAAAUUGUCAUUGUUUAACUUCACCGCCCAGUCUCAAAUUUCCAUAAUAAAUCUAAAUUUGUGCUAAAUAUUAAGGUUUAAAACUUCAUACGUUAACAAAGAAGACAAAUCUAAAUAAAAAAGUCACAUAAUAACUUUAUAACAAUAAACUGAAAUGAAUCAUCUGAUUGUAAAUGGUCAAAUCUGCUCACACCUAAACAUUGGCGAUCUAAUGUAAAAAUUUUUUGAUGUGCAAAGAGCAAAUAUUGGUGCCUGCCAGAUUUUAACCCAAUCCAGUUGGCGUGAACCUACCUAAACCUUAAAUUCUAUGACUCGCUUUAUAUGUAAAUGUCUGUAUGUUCACUAUGUAUAGCUCAAACUCUUCCAGCGGUUUUUCGUUAAGUGGCAGAACGGCCUUUCUAAAUUUACCUGGGUAGGUACCACUUUCACAUCAGUGCUUCUACCGCCAAACAGUACCUUUGAUGUUUCGGUUUGACGGUGAACCAGUCAGCAUACAAAUAAAUGGUGCAUAUUAUCUUAAUUUGUAAAUCAUUAUGUGGAAAAAUAAACUUUUAUGAGUGGUGACAUCUUACUAUUAGCGAAUCAUUUGCUGGGUUGCUUUCCAAUCAUAAGAAAAUGAGCAACGCAUAGUCUAUUCUCGGUGUUUAUAAUUUAUAAAAAAAACUAACUUCCAUAAUUUGACUGAAGUUAUUUUUUAUGGCAGAACACUCUUGAUGUAAACGUAUAUUAAUAAAAAUAUGAUAAUACUAUAACCAUACAUAGUUGCCUCAAAUAACAAGUAAACGUGAACGGUAAAAUAUUUGUAAUCAAAUUUAAUAGAAUUUUUACGAGUGACAAAGAAUAUCAAAUUAAAAGAGAUUUAUUACAGUAAUUUAUGCAAUUAUCUUCAUCAAUUAAUAAAUUAAAAUCUCUACAACUUGUUAAUAGCAACGUUAUUUGAUAGAAAUGAAGUUUUGGCAAUCACUGUUCAACUCGAUAUUAAAUGCCAGUUUUUGAAAUGGUGGGUUCCUUCAAACGAGGCG